Messenger RNA from Carya illinoinensis, 2247 nucleotides. RefSeq lists its product as uncharacterized. NCBI's taxonomy places the organism in Eukaryota, Viridiplantae, Streptophyta, Magnoliopsida, Fagales, Juglandaceae. The transcript has 8 exons. The record is from RefSeq and is a predicted model, not a curated record. Bases 187 to 1860 code for a protein of 557 amino acids.
UUUGUUUGAAGGGAAACUUAACGGAAGAAGAAGCGACCCAUGAGUCCGAUAAGGCGGAAAAAUCAAUAAUAGUUGUACAUUUUUGUCUUUAUGUUGAUUGAUUUAGAUCAAACCCCCCCAUUGGAUUUGCAGAUUUCGAGUUUCGGAUCACAUAGUUCAGUUGGUCUCAUAUUUGUAUGAUCUCGAAUGGCGGUUGCGGCCUUCAAAUCCUCAUCAAGAAGAGGGAAUCUUACGACGACUACUACACACUCUGCCGGGAGAGAAAGCUCGGACAAAGAGAAUCCACCAAAGAAAGCCCCAAUACGAAGAUCGAGGAGCGUCAGUGCUUUUCCGAGGAGGACCAAUUCCGAGAUUCCCUCCACCUCCGACGAUUUCUUGAAUAAGAGAGAUAACCCUCUCUUCUGGAGCGGUGGUUCUGGCUCGUUGAUUGAAUCCCCGACUACGAAUACUAAUGCGAAUGCGGACACAGUUGCUGUGAGCCAUGGCGGUGUGGAUAACAGGAGGGGGCGCUCGGUUGCGAGGACUGCAGGUGUUGGGAGUAACAAAGGUCCGGGAAGUGGGAAGGAGACCGCUCGGAGUCUGUCGAGGGUCUAUACGGGCCGCCGCGACCGGUCGGUGUCGAGGCAGCAUUUUGCGACUUCUGAGAGUGAAGCUGAGAACGACCGUGGUUUAUCAGAGGAUUUCAAGAUCCGGAGUGACCGGAAUGUAGUCUCCAGUAAUGCGAAAAAAGGCGGCUUAGUAAGAGGUGGUUCUGAUAUAUGGUCUGGUCAGAGUGAAGCUGAGCCUUCGGACGGUUUCGCUACAACUUUGUCCUGUUGGCAAACUCCUACAAAUGAACGUGUGUCUGUGGCGAGUUCUUUAUCUGAAGCUGAAGAUAAAAUCAUUAAGCCAGUUUGUGAACAGAUGAAGUCAGUCCAAGGGGAUAAUGUGGAGUGUGAUUCUUCUGGUGGUGGCAUACAUGAAACUGUUCGUGCUGAAGUGAGGCGUGCUAUCUCUGAAAUUCAAAAUGACCUUGAAAUUGCUAUCCGAAGGAAUAAUGCUACUGAUAUUUCAACUACCAAUGUAGUUGAUAUCACUCCUGACUUGGUAAACCCAGGUGCAGUUGAAUUGGUUCUGAAUUACAGAAGAGAAUAUGCCAAAAAGCUUGAGCAGUCCCUGGAACGGGCUAGAAAACUUCAAGCAGACUUGGCUGUUGAGGAGCACCGUGGACAUGAGCUGAGUAGAAUUCUGAAGGAAGUACUGCCAGAUCCUAAGACCCCUAGUGUGCAGAAGUCUCGUCCAGGAAGAAAAUCUAGCAUUGAAAGAAGAAAGAUGUCCAAACGUCUAGAAGAAGAAGCCCUGGCUUAUUUCGACGAGUGCAUCUCACUGUCAACAUUUGACAGUUCUGACUUCUCAUCACCCGAGGACCCACCUCUUGAUCUUGCUACCCCGGUAGGUAACGGCAUAUCUCUACCCCAGGAUUCAUACAUGCAAGGGCAGAUGAUGAAUGGCCAUGAUGUACCAGGACUAACAGCCGGCACCAGCAGUAGUAAGGAGCCCAACUUAGAUCUAGCUAGUCCAAACAGUGUCAUUGCAGAACGGAGUUGGAAAUUUCAGUUCUCCGUUGCUGGAAAGACAGCCGAAACUGUUGAGCUUCAACAGGACAUCCGAAAGUACAUAAGAAAUUUUGAGAAACAUGACUUUGACUCGAAGAUAGCAAGAUCAAACCGUUACGACGUAGAUGAAUACAAUCUGCAGGCCUCAAAAGAAAGCUUGUUGUGUGAUAGGGUCAAGUUAAAAAACAGAAUCGAGUCUGGUGGUUUUCUUUUGUGUGGUGGUGGUAUCAAAAUUUCAUGUUCUCCGUUUGCUUCUAUCACCUGAAUGCUGUGGUUGUGGGAAGUUGGGGUGUCGGCUCGAUCAACUUUUGCACAGCCUGGCCGGACAAUGUAUCUAACUUGAAACUUCUUUCAUGUUUAAUACAGAGAUUUCGAACCCAAUGUUUGUCCUCAUCGAUCGAGAUUUAGCCACUUGAGAUCCGUUUUUUCUUUCUUCAUGGCAACAAAUGGUUUGAGGCCGACACAGUGGGGGAUCCGCCAUUAUUUUUCUUCAUAGCCACUUAAGCAUUGGCUUGAUCUACUUUCUUUUUCUUUUCUUCUUUCUUCUUCUUCUUUAUUUUUUAUUUUUUAUUUUUUCUAGUCCUUCCUUUUGUCCAUCUUACCAUAAUCAAUGAUUAUGUCAAUGAAAUACAUCAGGGCUUCUCCAUCGAAA